Molecule: messenger RNA, 849 nt
Organism: Plenodomus lingam JN3
Lineage: Eukaryota; Fungi; Ascomycota; Dothideomycetes; Pleosporales; Leptosphaeriaceae
Biological process (GO): 'de novo' IMP biosynthetic process
Molecular function (GO): formyltetrahydrofolate deformylase activity
Source: RefSeq, a predicted model, not a curated record
AUGGCAGGCGACGACCACUACCUCACACUCCAGUGCCCGGACAAGGCAGGCAUCGUGUACGCCGUAACCGGCCUCCUAGCAAAAGAAAACCUCACCAUCCUCGACCUCCAGCAAUUCUCCGACCCAGACUCCAAAACCUUCUUCAUGCGCGUGCACUUUGGCCACGCCGCCGACCUGUCCGCCCUCGAAACCUCGAUGCAGCAACUAGGCGCGGAAAUGCAAAUGGACUACCAAAUCCGCCGCGUAGACGCCAAACCACGGGUCCUCAUCAUGGUGUCCAAAAUCGGACACUGUCUAAACGACCUCCUCUUCCGCGUCAAGUCUGGUCUGCUGAAAAUCGAGGUCCCAGUCAUCGUCUCCAAUCAUCCGGAUUUCGCACAGGUCGCGCGGAACAAUGGUAUCGAGUUCCAUCACCUCCCCGUCACAAAGGACACCAAGACCGAACAGGAAUCCCAAAUCCUCGACCUCAUCGCUCAGCACAACAUCGAUCUCGUCGUGCUCGCCCGCUACAUGCAAGUCCUCUCCCCACGCCUCUGCACCGAAAUGUCCGGCAAGAUUAUCAAUAUCCAUCACUCGUUUCUGCCGUCUUUCAAGGGCGCGAAACCCUACCACCAGGCGUAUGAGCGGGGCGUCAAGAUUAUCGGGGCUACGGCGCAUUUUGUCACGGCGGACUUGGACGAGGGCCCGAUUAUCGAGCAGCGCGUGGCGAGGGUCGAUCAUGCGCUGAGUCCCAAGGAGUUGGUCGAGGAGGGGAGUAAUGUCGAGAGUCAGGUUUUGGCCCAUGCGGUCAAGUGGUGGAGUGAGAAGCGGGUGUUUCUGAAUGGCGUCAAGACGGUGGUGUUUAACUAG